Molecule: messenger RNA, 1033 nt
Organism: Limulus polyphemus (Atlantic horseshoe crab)
Lineage: Eukaryota; Metazoa; Arthropoda; Merostomata; Xiphosura; Limulidae
Exons: 2
Coding region: 127-711 (194 amino acids)
Source: RefSeq, a predicted model, not a curated record
UUACAAGGUCGUUUUCGUACGCCCGUAGAUUCAGAGUUUCAGUGUCAACUUUCCAAGCCUCAGUGGAGGAUAAAUAAUGACAGUUUAUCUGUAUGUGUAAAGUCACUUAACUUCGAAGUUGUCGAUAUGUAUUGUGCAACUAAGCAAAGAAAAUCUGGAAAACAUAGAAGUUUAAAAUUAUUCUCUCGAUAUUUAUCAGGUAAGCGACGAAAGACCUCGCUGUCUACUAUUGGUUCAGAACAAUCUACUGCAAAUAAAAAAAUCCAAGAAACUACAAAACACAAACGUAAACGUUCGUUAAAAUCGUAUCUUGGAUUUGGAAAUCUCCGCAAACAGAAAACUACUGAUUUUGAAGACACCGGAUACCUUAUUGGAGAAACGAGUGCACCAUAUACAAAAGACGGAAAUAAAUGUAAGGAUUUCUCGAAACCAAAUAAUACGGGCGAAAGUAAUAAUAAACCUGCUAAGAAAAAGAAACUUUCAAAAAGAAUCAGGCGAACGGUGAUGACCGCAUGUCGCUAUAUUGGAGUUGGCCUGGCAAACAUGGCUCCCACCGUUGGAACACCAAUGGCUGCUUCUGUGGAGAAUCCGUUCUGGUACUCGGAAAAUUAUUGUUACCCAUGUACACAUCCUUCAAGACUUAACCAAUAUGGAUCAGUUAACUAUACUGGAAACCCGUGGGGUAGAAAUCGACCAAUUAGUGUGUGGUAGGACAGUUCGGAACUACAAAAGUCACUGAGAUGGAAACUGUAAAUUUAAUAAUUACAAAUAAAUCAAGGUGUGGAGGGUGCUAUUUUCAUGAAAGUUGUAUGUGUAAAUAUAUAUAUAUAUGAUUAUUUGAAACUGUUUUGUACUGGUCUUGCUGAGAAUUGGUAACAUUUUGAUUGUUACUAUUUUCAAGAAGAUAUUUUGCAAAUUAUUGUAAAUUUUCGUUGCUUUCAGAAGAAGAAAAAAUUCAUUUAUUAUUAGAAUACCACUCAAAGUGAAAUAUAAGCCUCAAUAAAGGAAAAUGGUUUUAUGUAGAAAUUUGUUU